Molecule: messenger RNA, 674 nt
Organism: Osmerus eperlanus (European smelt)
Lineage: Eukaryota; Metazoa; Chordata; Actinopteri; Osmeriformes; Osmeridae
Gene: fxyd7
Product: FXYD domain containing ion transport regulator 7
Exons: 6
Coding region: 302-526 (74 amino acids)
Biological process (GO): regulation of sodium ion transmembrane transporter activity
Cellular component (GO): membrane
Molecular function (GO): sodium channel regulator activity
Source: RefSeq, a predicted model, not a curated record
GCACCAAGAAGUGGUUCUGGAGCUCCCCGGCUCCGUGCAGCACAUCCGCAUUGGUUGGCACACCUAGUUUUACUAUCAUAGGGGAAUACCUUGAUCACUGCUGCACUGGAAAACCGAUAGUCCCCCGCUACUCUCACAUUUAGCCACUAGGGGGCCUCCGCUGUUUUGUGGUUGAGACAGUGAUGCAACUGAAACUGUAGAGCCGCAGUUUCCAUCAGAUUCCGCUGCUUAUGUGCGCUUCACAUCGUUUGUACCUGCGAGAUUCCGAGUCAGAAAGUCAAAAUCCUUCAACACAGCAGUAAUGGAAGCAACACAAGCAGAAAUUCCAGAUCAAAGUGGAUUUCACUAUGAUUAUGAGACAUUACGGACUACAGGGGUCAUCCUGGCUGUGAUCAUGUUUGUUUCCGGCAUUUUAAUAGCACUGAGUAAAAAAAUGACAAAAUGUUUCACAAAAUCCUCCUCAAACUCCAGCACAGGUCUUGGCACCCAAAUACCAAAGACAGAAGUGCCUCCUCAGACCGUGUAGAGAGUCGGUGGCUGAAGGCAGGAGAGGGGGCCGUCGUCGGAAACACACGAGAGAGUCAGCGCACACAUACACAUAUACACACACACACACUCAAACUCGGUCGAAAGAAACACCAGGGUACUUCUCUACGCAAGGGAAUAUUCUACUA